AUGGGUUCGCUGUUCCGGAGUGAGAGCAUGUGCCUAGCACAGCUCUUCCUGCAGGCAGGCACGGCCUACGAGUGUCUCAGCGCCCUGGGCGAGAAGGGCCUGGUCCAGUUCCGAGACCUCAACCAGACUGUAAGUUCCUUCCAAAGAAAAUUUGUUGGUGAGAUGAAGAGGUGCGAAGAACUGGAGAGAAUACUGGCGUAUUUAGUGCAGGAGAUUAAUAAAGCAGACAUCCCCCUUCCUGAAGGAGAAACCAGCCCUCCUGCUCCUCCUCUGAAGCAGGUGCUAGAAAUGCAGGAGCAGUUGCAGAAACUCGAGGUUGAACUAAGAGAAGUGACAAAGAACAAGGAGAAACUAAGGAAAAACUUGCUUGAACUGAUCGAGUACACUCAUAUGCUGAGGGUGACCAAGACCUUGGUAAAACGCAACGUGGAGUUUGAACCCACGUAUGAAGAGUUCCCUGCCUUAGAGAAUGACUCUUUACUGGACUACAGCUGUAUGCAAAGGCUUGGCGCAAAACUGGGAUUUGUGUCUGGCCUUAUUAGCCAAGGAAAAGUUGAAGCUUUUGAAAAAAUGUUGUGGAGGGCCUGCAAAGGUUACACCAUCGUGACCUAUGCAGAACUGGACGAGUCCCUCGAAGACCCUGAAACAGGAGAAGUCAUAAAAUGGUAUGUGUUUUUAAUAUCCUUCUGGGGAGAGCAGAUUGGCUACAAAGUUAAGAAGAUAUGUGAUUGUUACCACUGCCACAUUUACCCCUAUCCAAACACCGCGGAGGAGCGGAAAGAGAUCCAGGAGGGACUGAAUACCCGGAUUCAAGAUCUUUAUACUGUGCUCCACAAAACCGAGGAUUACCUGAGGCAGGUGCUCUGUAAAGCUGCUGAGUCGGUCUACACCCGCGUCAUCCAGGUCAGGAAGAUGAAAGCCAUCUACCACAUGCUCAACAUGUGCAGCUUUGAUGUGACCAACAGGUGCCUCAUCGCCGAGGUCUGGUGCCCCGAGGCAGACCUGCAGGAGUUGCAACGCGCGCUCGAGGAAGGCUCAAGGGAGAGCGGUGCUACAAUCCCCUCGUUCAUGAACACGAUCCCAACCAAAGAAACACCCCCAACUCUGAUCCGCACCAACAAAUUCACCGAGGGCUUUCAGAACAUCGUGGAUGCCUAUGGAGUUGGCAGCUACAGAGAAGUGAAUCCAGCUCUCUUCACUAUCAUCACUUUCCCCUUUUUAUUUGCCGUGAUGUUUGGAGAUUUUGGACAUGGCUUUGUGAUGUUCUUAUUUGCCCUCUUGUUGGUGUUAAAUGAAAAUCAUCCUCGACUGAGUCAAUCUCAAGAGAUCAUGAGAAUGUUCUUUGACGGCCGGUACAUCCUUUUGCUGAUGGGCUUGUUCUCAGUGUACACAGGCCUCAUCUACAACGACUGCUUUUCCAAGUCGGUAAACAUUUUUGGCUCCGGGUGGAAUGUGUCCGCCAUGUACAGCUCGAGCCACCCCCUGACUGAGCAUAAGACCAUGGUUCUUUGGAACGACAGUGUGGUCCGACACAGCAAGAUCCUGCAGCUGGACCCCAAUGUGCCCGGAGUGUUCCAAGGCCCUUACCCUUUCGGUAUUGACCCGAUUUGGAACCUGGCCACAAAUCGCCUCACGUUUCUAAACUCUUUCAAAAUGAAAAUGUCGGUGAUUUUAGGAAUUAUUCACAUGACUUUUGGAGUCACGUUGGGAAUAUUUAACCAUUUGCAUUUCCGAAAGAAGUUCAAUAUUUAUCUGGUUUCCAUCCCGGAACUACUCUUCAUGCUCUGCAUCUUUGGAUACCUGAUAUUUAUGAUUAUCUACAAGUGGUUGGUUUAUUCAGCAGAGACCUCCAGACUUGCUCCGAGCAUCUUGAUUGAAUUCAUCAACAUGUUCCUGUUCCCAACUAGUGAAACCAUUGGUCUUUAUCCAGGGCAGGAGCACGUCCAGAGAUUGCUACUAGUGGUCACGGCCUUGUCUGUCCCCGUGCUCUUCCUGGGAAAACCACUCUUCCUGUUGUGGUUGCACAAUGGACGCAGCUGCUUCGGAGUCAGCAGGAGUGGCUACACCCUGGUGAGGAAGGAUAGUGAAGAGGAGGUGUCUCUGCUGGGAAGCCAAGACAUCGAAGAAGGAAAUCCCCGAAUGGAGGAUGGCUGCCGGGAAGUGACCAUCGAGGAGUUUAAUUUUGGAGAAAUAUUAAUGACCCAAGUGAUUCACUCCAUCGAAUACUGUCUUGGCUGCAUCUCCAACACUGCGUCGUACCUGAGGCUCUGGGCUCUCAGUUUGGCUCAUGCACAGCUGUCGGAAGUGCUGUGGGCCAUGCUUAUGCGCCUGGGCCUCCGUGUGGACACCACCUACGGCGUGCUGUUGCUGCUCCCUGUCAUUGCUUGCUUCGCUGUCCUGACCAUCUUCAUCCUCCUCAUCAUGGAAGGGCUGUCUGCUUUCCUUCACGCCAUACGCCUCCAUUGGGUGGAAUUUCAGAAUAAAUUCUACAUUGGUGCAGGCACCAAAUUUGUUCCCUUCUCAUUUAAUCUACUUUCGUCGAAGUUCAGUAGUGACGACCUGGCCUGA
Messenger RNA from Chrysochloris asiatica (Cape golden mole), 2568 nucleotides. RefSeq names its product ATPase, H+ transporting, lysosomal V0 subunit a2 (gene ATP6V0A2). Bases 1 to 2568 code for a protein of 855 amino acids. Lineage: Eukaryota; Metazoa; Chordata; Mammalia; Afrosoricida; Chrysochloridae. The record is from RefSeq and is a predicted model, not a curated record. The transcript is spliced from 20 exons. Gene Ontology annotation, molecular function: proton-transporting ATPase activity, rotational mechanism; ATPase binding. Gene Ontology annotation, biological process: vacuolar acidification; proton transmembrane transport. Gene Ontology annotation, cellular component: vacuolar proton-transporting V-type ATPase, V0 domain; vacuolar proton-transporting V-type ATPase complex; plasma membrane.